UUUUUCUCUGCCUUCAGUUUGGAGAAAGGGAGCAACCUUCACACCACAAGGAAUUAUAGCACCCCAGCCCAGGAAUCCGGGGCAUGUGCCACCCCUCCCUCCUGCCCCUAUACCCCCUGACAACCUAUUGCUUUCUGAAAAGACCCUCGAAAAAGGAACCUACCCAACUCACCCUCUGCACGUCUUCUCCUAAGAUUUGCCGUCCUCAUUGAGGGUGAAGGGCUCUUCUGUGAUCACGGAGCAGCACUCAGAGCCUCUUGGUUCAUAAUGAAUAUCCCCUAAUACCCGGACACCUCCCUCUCGCUUCGGCUACUUUCGGAAGAGGAUAAGAAUGUCCCACCUGUUUCCUGCUCUGGUUCUCCUCCUCAGAUGUCUGCUGUCCUCCUCACUCGUGUUCCCAAAAGACCUGAGUCCUCUUAGAACCAUCGAUAGCGGAAGUACGAAGUCCUAUCCAUGGUUCCGAGGGUUGACCACCGAUCAUGACUCUGCUCAUCUUGGCCUGGACUUUCAGAAGAUGCUGAAGCUCAACCAGACCUUGUUUGUUGCAGCCAGGGACCACGUGUAUGCGAUAGAUCUACGGAAAGCCAGAGACUCCAUUACCCCAGAGAAGUAUAUAACAUGGAAGACGAAGGACAUGGAUAACUGCGCUAUGAGGGGCAAACCGGACGAAUGCUACAAUUACGUGAAGGUGCUGGUCCCCAAGAACGACCAAACCCUCAUUGCCUGCGGCACCAACUCCUUCAACCCCACGUGCCGGAAUUACAAGAUCAAGACCCUGGAACAAGAAGGGGAGGAGUUUAACGGUCAAGCACGCUGCCCAUUCGAUGCCAAGCAAGCCAACGUGGCCCUCUUUGCAGAUGGGAAUCUGUAUUCCGCCACCAUGGCCGAUUUCCAAGCCAGCGACGCCGUCAUAUACCGCAGCCUGGGGGAAAAAAGUCCCGUCCUCCGCACCAUCAAGUACGACUCCAAAUGGCUGAGAGAGCCCCACUUUAUCCAUGCAGUAGAAUACGGAAAUUACAUCUAUUUCUUUUUCCGGGAGAUUUCCAUGGAGUACACCACCCUGGGGAAGGUGACUUUCUCCCGAGUGGCCAGGGUCUGUAAGAACGACAUGGGAGGUUCCCCUCGUGUUCUGGAGAAGUACUGGACCUCCUUCCAGAAGGCUCGUCUCAACUGCUCAGUCCCCGGUGACUCCUUCUUCUACUUCGAUGUCCUCCAGUCCAUGAGCGACAUCCUUACCAUCAACAACCGCCCCGCUGUCAUUGGAGUGUUCGGCACCCAGGCCAAUAGCAUCACCGGAUCUGGCGUGUGUGCUUUCUACAUGGAUGAGAUUGAGAAAGUCUUUAACGGGAAGUUCAAAGAGCAAAAGACCACCGAAUCUGCUUGGACCCCAAUUCCGGAAGAUAAGGUCCCAGUCCCCAGGCCCGGGUGUUGUGCCGGUUUUGGCAGUGCCACCUCAUACAAGGCAUCCAAUGAGUUUCCAGACGUGACCCUUUCCUUCAUCAAGUCUUUCCCUCUCUUAGAUGAGGCUGUGCCGUCCAUUACCGAGACACCAUGGUUUACCAAAACAACCAGCAGGUAUAAGCUGACGCAGAUCGCUGCAGAUACCUCAGCUGGCCCUUAUGGAAAUUACACAGUCUUAUUUCUGGGAUCCGAAGAUGGAAAAGUUCUUAAGGUUCUCACAGGAACUACAGAAAACUCCACGGUGGAAACCGUCCUCCUGGAAGAGAUCAACGUCUACAACCAAGACAGGUGCGGAGGGAAGAUGGACGAUGGGAGGAUCCUAGGACUGCAGUUGGAUCGAGAUAACCGCGCCCUGUUUGUCGCGUUUUCUGGCUGCAUCAUUCGUGUUCCUCUCAGCCGGUGUGAAUUGUAUGGAACCUGUAGGAGAAGCUGCCUGGCAUCAAGAGACCCAUACUGCGUGUGGUUAAAAUCGGGGAACUGCGCCAAUUACCGCGGCGACAUAAGAGUUGGAUUUGAACAAGAUAUUGAGCAACCAAAGCAUCGAGGCAAUUGUCAAGAUGUUGUCACGGCCUCAGGAAGUACAGACAUAGAAGGUGACUCUUCUUAUGGGAAAGUCCCGCCCAGCAGUGACAUCACCAUUGCCAGUGUUGCCUCCCUUGGGGAAGUGACUCACCCAGGCGGGCCUCACUACGCCCCGCCAGGCGUGACAUCAGACGGUUACUACCAACGUUCUGCCUGGCACAAUCUAAAAACCCAGGGUAAACAUCAAGAGGUCACGGGCAAAGAUUCUACCAAGACGGUCCACUUUACCUUCCUUAUCGGAUGUGUGUUUGUAGCCUUUGUGAUUGGAGCAAUCUUCUCUGGUCUAUUUGUGUCUUGCUACUGCAACCAUAUGUUUCAGAAAAAUAAACACAACACAAAGGACCCGGAAUCCAAUCUCCAACGCCCAUUAUCCCUGAGAAGCCUGGCAAAGAUGAAUGGCCUACUAGACAGUCAGUCCAAGGAAGGAAUGAUGGAGGCAACUUCUCCAAAGCUCUAUACCACUCUUCUUCAUGGAGAGAAAGAGCAGCUGGCAGAGGCAACCAAAGGUGGAGGCAAGGAACAUCCAGAGCUCCAGGGUCUCCCCACCCCAGAAUCCACACCAGAACUGCCAAUGAAGAACCUCAAAGCCUUCAAGAACCAAUGGGAAAGAAACCAAAAUUGUAACAACGCUAAAGAGAUACAAGGGAAGAGCCCAGUGUUUCAUUUCCCCGUAUCAAACUCCCAGGUAUUCCAGUUUCCCAGCACUGUGGUCUUACCUAGCAGCAUGCAUGGGUAUGACCAAUCUCUUUCCAGCUAUGCAGAUGAUAAAAAGAUACCCAACUCAGAAAGAGCCUUGAUUCGCCAUUCACAGUGUUAUCUACCAAAAGGUGGUGAGAUGACUACUCUUGACGAACUUUUAAAACACCUACCGGAAAGUGGUGGAUCACCAAGAAAAAUGUCAGGAAUGAUGGCUUUAAGCCCACAAGCCGUGAGCCCUCACUCCCCUGUAUCAUUCAUGAACAGAGUACAGCCUCAAAUUCCUGACACUGAAAGUGCUCCUUACUAUAGUUCCUCAACGCUUCCACGAGACAGUCUGCCCAGGAGACUGGACAUCCCUCCAGAUGUUACUCCUCAGUCAUGCAUGGAAAAACAGUCCAGACACCCGUCCCAGAGACAUUCUCUAUCCUCUGGACACAAACUCAUGAACAUAGGUCCAGGGGGGCCAUUAGUUUCAAGGCAGCAUAGCCUAGGACAAGCUAGCAGGCAACAUCCACCUCCUCUCCUAACAAGAAUGCAUUCAACAGGCACCCCAGUGCCCAUGGAUAGCCACAGUGUUUUUCUAUCUCGGCAGCACAGUUACACAGAGCAAACCCCAAUGCAAAGGAGUAUGGUGAAAAGGACCCUGUCCUUGAGACCGGAGAUGUCCUCAAACCCUAUGUUUUUGCCAUCUUCCCCAAUAAAGGAUGGGAACCAGUUUAAGUAUUAAUGAUCACUUCUGGAAGUUCUACUAAACAGAGAUCACUUCUAAACUUCUGAAAUGUGAAAACAGAUGCUAUGAAAUUUGCCUUGGUGUUCUAAAACUCUAAAAGAGUGCUUCAAAACCAUCUAAUGUCAAGUCAUCUCCAGCAAACAGGAAUGUUGAGUGAAAGGACUGGAGAAUGCUGGUAAGAGAUAAGAUGGACUAAGCUACCACCAUCCCCUAAAUUGGCCUUACGUAAGGCCAUGUGGGACUCUGUAGGGUGGUAGACAUCUGCUGUUCAUUUUUAAGUAUUCUACCUAGCUACAUUGUUUUCCUCUACUUGGAGAGCAUGAUCUGGUGAUCUACAUCUAUGUCCAAUGACCUUGGACUGGUCCAUAGUACAGGAUACCAGAGAGAGUGCCCAAUUGUUGACAGUAUUAAGAGGGCCAGUCAAUGGAGUAAACAUCACAGAUCAUCACAAGUGACGGAUCGAUUCAAUGGACUUUACCUGUGUCCCUGAGCCGUAAAAUACCACUAAUGAGAAACGUAGAACGAUCCGUCAAACUUCCUGGAUGCAGUUGGAUACAUUGAACGGAUACCUCAAGAGGAAUAGAUCAAAUGUAAAUUAAUUUAUAUAUACAUCCAUGUGUAUAUAUAUAAAGAUUUAUAUAUAUAUAUAUUUCACAACCUAACUCCAUAUAAAAGGAGGUUUAAUACCCUACUGUGUAGGGGCAAGAACUCACUCUAUAUUAACAUUACUGAAAAUGUAUAGAUCAAGAAAUAUUGAAGAAUAGAUGUUGGUGCCUAAGCCAGGCUAUAAUUUGACCCAUCCAAUUUUUAAGAUUAAGUAACAAUGGUGGCCCACCGCAUUACGAUUAUCUCACCGUAUCAGUAUCGCAAGUCAACUGUCUCGUCUUGGCUGUUUUCGAAUCCCCAAUGAUUUACUGUACAUGAGUUAAAUAUAUUCACGAUCAGGGUGAUGUAUGCCAGCCAAGAUAUAAGCACUGUGUGCUCAACAAUGAUUGGGGCACCAACCUACUGCCCCUUUUUUGACGAGUGUCUGGACAGAGUUGGCAAGGGGUCAAGUUCCUUAAGAAGAGAGAGAGGAGUUCUUGACCUUCCUGCUCUGCCAUUGUUUGAAUCCAGUUAGCUCAAUGGAUAGUCUGUGUACAUGUGUGCCUUAUUUCAAUCUAGUAUUAUGAACAGUGCGAUUGUAGCAACACGAUUCUAUUUAUUUUGUCACAGAGUGGUUAUCAUUUUUUAUUUUAUACUUUGCUAAGGGUGCUUUUUGGAGUGUCACAAAUCUCCACUUGACACAGUUGGGAAAUUCCUUCUCUACAGUUGAGUUCAGGACUUUGGGUGCCGUGGUGUCCAAUUCGUUUCCAGAUUCCCUUAGGGUUUUAUUUGUGUCUUCUCAACAAAAUCCAAUUUUCCAUCAGCCCUUUGGUUUCCCAUUCCCAACAGUCAAGUAAAGCUGGCCAUCAACAAAUAUUACAUCUUAAGUAUUUCAAUAACAGCAAGGCCACGUGUACCUUUUGGACAAAAAUAAGGAUCAGCCCCAUUCCCCUACUUCAGAGGUGGUGUGAACCUGUGGGGACCACAACUGCACGACAAAGAAAGAGUGGAAUACAUGGUGGACCUCUUGUCCGUGUUAGAGAUUGGAACCCGAACCAGGAAUGGGGGGGGGGGGUCAUAUUGAUCUCAUAUGUAGCCCUAUUUCUACUGAGUCUACUAAGCUUUCCAAAAUUUAUUUACAGAAGUCACAGGAUUAUAGUCUCAAAAAACAAGUUCAAAAAGUCACAUGUAAAAAAUAAAUGACUAUGCUAUAUAUAUGUAUUUCCGAGAAAAGAAAAUCCCCCAAAAAUGCAGAAAGAAAACUGCAGGUCAGAUUUUUGUUAUCUUUUUGUGGGGUGGAGAAUUGUUGACCUCAUCUCUCUCACCCGUAGGGCUAUUUUAACUCACUUCCAAAUAAAUGAGUAUUUUUCACACCCAAAUGGGAUAGUCCCCAUUGCCUUGUCAUGGUAACAGUGUUUUUUUUAUUUUUAUUAACCCAAUUGUUAUCUUGUACAGCACUAAAAAAAAACAUGGCCGCUUUCUUCCAAAAAACAGUCCCCAUCCUGUUCACGGGGUGUGUCUGGUAUUACAAUUUACCAAUAGAGUGGGCUGCCAUAUUACACAUAAAAAUACAUUUAACGGAAGGAAAUGUUGGGGUGUAUUCAGAUCGGGACUGGCUGCUCGGCUCGGCUUGUGAAUUGUGGAGUCAUGGUGUACCCAGGUGCGCCAAACUCUAAAGAUCGCAGACAUGAGCGCCUACUACUUACUUCAUUUCCAGUUACUUCACAGCAGAAGCCAUAACCAUAUACAACAGUAAAAAGUACAUUCAGAAAAUCACUGCCAACUUUCUGUGUUUCUAUUGGACUUUUUAGUUUUAUUUUAGCUAGGCAGAGGAGAAAAGAGGGUAACGAAGAACGGGAAGCUGCUUAAAGGUGACUUCCAGGACCUCUAUAUUGAUGGCCUAUCCAUAGGCCUAUUAAAGGCAAUGUAGAACAGCCGGUUAGCGUUCACUCACUUAAAUAUUGGUGGUAACUUCUCUCCGUUCAAUUGAUCCAGAAGGACACUUGAAGAUCACACAAGCCCUAACAAUGGAAAAUUCUAAAUAUCCAGCAUCCGCUCCAGAACAUUUCUUUCUGUAACAUCUCAAUACAGAUAAAAAGUUCCAAAUGCGACGCGUUUCGAUCAGUAGAUCUUUUUCAAAGUUGAUGAGAACGCAUUGCAUAUGCAAAGUCAAUGUUAUACCUGAUGCACUGGAGCGGAUUCAGGACUUCAUUUAAAAUUUUCUAUUAUAAGAAGGUCAGUGGGGGUCCAACUACUACCCCCCCCCC
Molecule: messenger RNA, 6324 nt
Organism: Hyla sarda
Lineage: Eukaryota; Metazoa; Chordata; Amphibia; Anura; Hylidae
Product: semaphorin-6D-like
Exons: 20
Coding region: 332-3469 (1045 amino acids)
Biological process (GO): neural crest cell migration; positive regulation of cell migration; negative regulation of axon extension involved in axon guidance
Molecular function (GO): chemorepellent activity; semaphorin receptor binding
Source: RefSeq, a predicted model, not a curated record